AUGGAGGAGUCUGCCACUGAGAAGUACAGCAAGCCGCAGGUCGCGCCGACAGUGCCCAAGUCUUCAUCAGCUGCCUCCGCUGCCGGCGGCCACGAGCCAGCGGCCGCGACGGCGCCAUCGCCAGCCGCAGGCUUUCGAGAGUCGUCCUUGGCCGCAGGAGCAGGAGCGGACGCUACCGCAGCCGCUAUGGUCGGCGACGAGUCAUCACGGCAGGCUGUCUCUCACUACCCCAAGCGCAAGCGCGCCUGCUUGUAUAACCACCUGAGCGAGAGCAAGAUGGAGAUUUCUCAGCCAGCGUCCACUCAGCCCAUGGCCGUUCAUCAAACCCGCUUUCCCACCGACCCUCUGCCUGGCACCCGCCCGACACGAAUCCUUCUAGGAUACUGGAAGCAAUCCAGCGAGCCUGAUCCAAGGGAUCGGCAUGCCGUCUAUGGAAUACUUGACCACGACAACAAGUUCUGA
This is a messenger RNA of Hirsutella rhossiliensis, 462 nucleotides long. RefSeq lists its product as uncharacterized. NCBI's taxonomy places the organism in Eukaryota, Fungi, Ascomycota, Sordariomycetes, Hypocreales, Ophiocordycipitaceae. The coding region runs from base 1 to 462 and encodes 153 amino acids. The transcript has a single exon. The record is from RefSeq and is a predicted model, not a curated record.